AUGUCAACAACGCAAGGAUCUUCGAGCAAGCUUGAUGAUAAACGUUUAUAUAUCGGCAAUCUAGAUCCUGCUAUCGAUGAAUAUACCGUAGUAAAGCUAUUUGAACCUUAUGGAAAAAUAACGCAUCUCGAUUAUCUUUUUCACAAGAGUGGACCUAAACGUGGUCAACCAAGAGGCUAUUGCUUUAUAGAAUAUAGUAAAAAGGAGGAAGCACUGAAAGCUAUGACGGCUAUGCAUUCUAAAGUGAUUAAGAAUCGUUCCAUGAUUGUUACAUUUGCGUAUGCGGCGUCAGAAAACUGUGAUAGUAAAAGCAUAGGUGGUUUAAAGAAAAGGUCAUCUACAACUACGAGUAAUAGACCGACAACUAUUUCAUUGCUAAAGUCACAUCAAAUGGUUAAUGUUAGCACGGACGCAAAAAUACAAGCGUUAGAACGGAAAUUAGCACAAAUGAAGCAAGGUCAAUCAUCUAAUUCGUCUUCUGUAAAAACGUCACCGCUAUCUUCGUUACCCAACCAAUCUAAACAGCCUACAACAAUAAGAAAUUCCUCACCUUCCACGAAUACAGUUAAACACAGUGAACAAAGAUUUAAACCAUAUUAA
Molecule: messenger RNA, 600 nt
Organism: Racocetra persica
Lineage: Eukaryota; Fungi; Glomeromycota; Glomeromycetes; Diversisporales; Gigasporaceae
Source: the annotation of a GenBank genome assembly